This is a messenger RNA of Charadrius vociferus (killdeer), 2118 nucleotides long. It is a transcript of the gene TGM6, whose product is annotated as transglutaminase 6. The record is from RefSeq and is a predicted model, not a curated record. Gene Ontology annotation, biological process: peptide cross-linking. Gene Ontology annotation, molecular function: protein-glutamine gamma-glutamyltransferase activity. Lineage: Eukaryota; Metazoa; Chordata; Aves; Charadriiformes; Charadriidae. The transcript has 13 exons.
AUGGCGGCCCUGAAAAUAGCAAAUGUCAACUGGCAGUCCAAACUAAAUAAAGCUGCACACCACACCUCUGAUUACAGCAGCACAGAAAUAAUCUUGAGGAGAGGACAGGCCUUCAGCAUCACUCUGAACUUCCAAACAGCAGUACAACCUGAAGACAACUUGACCUUUAUUGCAAGCACAGGACCAUCUCCAGCAGAAUCACAGCAGACCAAGGCCAUAUUUAGCAUUUCUGAGGAGAGCGCCAGUGGCUGGAGCGCAACCCACGAGCCCAGCGAGCCCAGCUGCACGGACCUCACCAUACUCAGCCCAGCCAAUGCUGUCAUCGGACGAUACAAACUCAAACUCCAGAUGGUUUCUGGCAACAAGGUCUCUUCAACACUCCUCGGCCAGUUUGUGCUACUCUUCAAUCCCUGGUGUCCAGGUACGUUUUGAUGUAUCCUGUCCUUCAAAUAACUCAUUGAGCGACGGGAGUAUGUCCUGAAUGACAGUGGAAUCAUAUUUCAGGGACUGGAAAAACAUAUUCAACAAGAAGCUUGGAACUAUGGGCAGUUUGAAGAGGGUAUCCUUGAUAUCUCUCUGGCUAUACUGGAUCGAAGCCUGAACCACCGCGAAGAUCCAGCUGUUGAUGUAUCCAACCGAAAUGAUCCUAUCUAUGUGAGCAGGGUUAUCAGUGCUAUGGUUAACAGCAACGAUGAAAAAGGAGUAGUGGAAGGGAAGUGGACCGGAAAGUAUGGCUCGGGAACCAACCCCCUGCAGUGGAGUGGAAGUGUGACCAUCCUUCGAAAGUGGUACAGGAGGAGAUACAAACCUGUGCGGUACGGCCAGUGCUGGGUCUUUGCAGGAGUAAUGUGCACAGUUCUGAGAUGCUUGGGAAUACCUACUCGUGUUAUUACAAACUUCAACUCUGCCCAUGACAAGAAUGUAAAUCUGAGUAUCGAUAAGUACAUUGACAUUUCUGGGAAGACCCUGGACUUGACUGAAGACAGUGUGUGGAAUUUCCAUGUCUGGAAUGAAAGCUGGUUCAUUAGAAGAGAUCUUGGCUCUUUUUAUGAUGGAUGGCAGGUUCUGGAUGCAACACCCCAGGAGAAAAGCAAAGGCAUAUACCAGUGCGGUCCUGCCUCCACAAAAGCCAUUAAGGAAGGGGAUGUGAACCUGGAUUAUGACAGCUCAUUUGUGUUUGCAGCAGUGAACGCUGACUGUGUUACUUGGAUUCACCACAGCAACAAAAGAAAAGAGAGAGUUUAUUCCGAUACUCGGAAGAUUGGAAAAUUUAUCAGCACCAAAGCAGUGGGCACCAACUCCCGUGUGGAUGUCACUGCUAAUUACAAAUAUCCAGAAGGAUCCUUGAAAGAAAGGAGGGUGUAUAAAAAAGCACUGAAGCUGCUCGGUGUGAGAAGCACUGGAAAAAGAACCAAAAUUACAAGACCUAGAAGACACUCUUCAGUAGCACGGGGACAGCCUGCACAAAAACCCAGUAUCUCAGGGAAGCUCAUCCUUGAUGCAUCUCCUGUAAUUGGCCAGGAUAUCCUCCUUACUUUGGCGCUCAGGAACUUGAUGGGAGAUUUCAAGACCAUAAAGGUUAAACUGAGGGCUUCAGCCGUUCUCUACACCAGAAAACCAAAAGCGGAGAUUUUGCAGUUGUCUAGGUCUGUUAAACUUGGAUCUGAAGAAGCGAAAGAGAUUUCAUUCAAGAUCUCCUAUUCCCAGUAUAAAAACUCUCUGAUGGAUGACAGGAAGAUCCUAGUGACCGCCGUGUGUAAAAGCAAACGGGGAGCCUCGCUUCUGGUGGAGAAGGACAUUGUACUUCAGGAUCCUUUUCUCACCAUCAAGGUCCUUGGUCCAACAGUGGUACACAAGCCUGUUAAUGUGGAGGUCACCUUUACCAACCCACUGUCUGAAGUGGUGACAGACUGCGUGCUGAGAGCAGAAGGCAGUGGGCUGCUCAAAGAGCAACUCCGAAUCAGUGUGGCAAGAAUGGCCCCCAUGGAGAGCUCUACAGUCCAAUUUGAAAUCAUCCCCUACAAGAGCGGCACCAGACAGCUUCAGGUGGACUUGGUGUGCAUCCAUUUUUCAGACAUUAAGGGAUUUGUGAUGCUCGAUGUGGCGCCUGCUCAGUGA